AUGAUUUAGAAUGAAAUGGUAGCGAAUAUUGUCGUAUGGGUGCUGCUGCUGGUGUUAUGUAUAUUUCUGCAGGAUUUUUCGCAAGCAGCAUUGGAUUGUAACGAGACAGAAUGUGGCCCUCGAGUGAGUAAAUGUAUGUUACUGAAAGCUUGUAACUGUUCCAUCAAUCGUGACAGUAUUUUGCAUAACAACUGCUCUUGCUGCAAUGAAUGCAUUCAGUGCCUUGAUAAGCAAUACAUGCAAUGCUGCGCUUGUGUCGGACUUUGUAAUCCACACAAGGAGGCAUUGCACCUGAACAGUUAUGUUGAUCGAUUCGAUCAGGAUGAUGAAGAUAUCAUUGUUUUCGACAAAGUCGCACUAGUGAAUAAGGUUGGCACAACUUACACAUUCUCAGCCUUACGCGAAUACUCAUUUGAUCGCAGAGGUCAAAAUAUGAAAGUGCUGGAGAAGACUCACCGAGAAACGAAUUGCACGGUAGUUUAUCUUGACAAAUGUAUGUCGCAUAAGCAAUGCAGUCGACAGUGUUUGAUUCUUGGUGCAUCGAUGCUGCGGUGGUUUCAUACAGGUUGUUGCGAAUGUAUCGGACACACAUGUCUUCCAUACGGUUCAACAACGGCACGGUGUAAAUAUUGCAUUGAUUUUGAUAACUCCCUUAUAUUUUCGAGACAGACUGAGCUCUAACUUUCCCAACAACAACAGCGCUAACCUGUAAUGAAUAGCUUUUGCCUUAAAGAAUGAAAGCAGUGACUCAUCCGAUCUUUAGCUGCGAAGCAUCGUUUAAACCAGGAGUUACGUGGUAUGUAUGGGACACAGUUUAGGUAAGGGGAUUGUUGUUUCGAAUAUGCCACUUAAUUUUAUGUGUCGUCGAAUGAAUAAUGUGUAAUUAAAAAACCAUAUUAAGUAAGCUAGUAAUAUGAGCUACCUAAUGUGAAUGUUUAUGCUUUUGUUAGCGAUCUGUAAUAAAUAUAAUUUAAAGUUCGUUGUUCGGUCCUUUGUUUUCCAUUAUUUUUUAAAUGUUGUACAAUGAAAUACUAAUUUCAAAAUGCAGUGAUAAAUCGAGUUUAUGUAAAAAGGGAC
Molecule: messenger RNA, 1077 nt
Organism: Loa loa (African eye worm)
Lineage: Eukaryota; Metazoa; Nematoda; Chromadorea; Rhabditida; Onchocercidae
Exons: 5
Coding region: 16-681 (221 amino acids)
Biological process (GO): regulation of BMP signaling pathway
Source: RefSeq, a predicted model, not a curated record